AUGAUGAAUAAUGAUUAUAGUAGAGGGUCAUCAUUAUCAUCUUUAUCAUCAUCAUCAUCGUUCAACAAUAACAAAAUGAAUAUGAAUGAAGAGAUAUCAAAAUUAGAGAAUGGAAUGAAAUCAUUAUUAAAGGAUUUGAAUCAAUUGAAAAGUCAAGUAUUCUCUAUAUCCAACAACACCAACAAUGGAAAUAUAAAUGGACAUUAUCAUCAUCAUAGUAAUAAUAAUGGUAUUGGUGGCGGCGUACAUCAUUUAUGUAAUAAUUGUAAACAACAAAUAUCAACUAUGACAAUGACAACUGUAUCUCCAUCUAUAUCUACUAUAUCACCAUCUUCAUCAAUGACAUCAAUUGUAUCUAAUAAUAAUAAUAAUAAUAAUAAUAAGACAUUUUUAAAUUCAUCAACACCUCCAUCAACCAUUACUUCACCUAGCUUGUUGGAACAACAAGAUAUUCUCAGUUUGACUAGUAUCAAUGGAUCACCAAUCUUGUCGUCGAGUGGAAAAGCACAUAGCAGUUUGAUAUUGGGUAGUAGUCGAAUGUCACGGAGCAACAGUAAUUCAAAUGUACCCAAACUACAACUCAAACAAUUUCGGUCACAGUCAACUUGCUAUCACGACAAUACACUCAUAAAGAAAUGGAUCGAUGAGACUGUCGUCAACAAAGACAAACCAAUCCCAUCAUCUAUAUCAUCAACAUCAUUGUCUUCGAUUGUUGGUGGAGCAGGAGCAAUCAAUUCCAAUCAUUCUACUUCUCCUGCUGGAAUGGGAUUGUCAUCAUCAGUAUCAUCGUCAACAACUUCAUUUUCAUCAAGUAACUCUUCUAAAAAGAUAAAGUUGGAUGUUGGAGGUAAAUACUUUUCAACGACUGUUUCAACGCUGACUAAACACGCAGACUCGAUGUUGGGUGCCAUGUUUUCGAGUCGCUUUGAGUUGCCAGUCGAUGAUGAUGGACGCAUCUUUAUUGAUCGCGAUGAGUACUCGCCCACCCUCAACAACUGGAGUAUACGCGCGCCGAUCCUCGACAGCAUGUUGUCGACGUUUUACAUGGUGUCUGUGGUGGUCGGCGACUCAAUCUACGCGAUCCCUGACGCCGGCCUGCACCAGCCAGUCUUUAGAUACGACCAAGCCGACGAAAAAUGGCAUACCACAGAGACGGCACUACCCACCAAACGCACGUCCUUUGCCAUGACCGUCGUCGACGACUAUAUCUAUGUGAUGGGUGGGUAUAAAGGGUCGUCUCCAACCGACAUUGUCGAACGCUACCAUCCCAAGAGUAACAGUUGGUGUAGUGUUGCCAGCAUGUCGAGCAAGCGUGCCGAGUUUUCCGCCGCCGUCAUUGACGACCACAUCUACGCGAUUGGCGGGUCUAUCCCCAACUCGACUGUCGAGAAAUUCAACCCUCAUGCCAACCAAUGGACGCUUGUCUGCAACCUGGCCAACAGCAACUCCAAAUUUACAGUGUCGUCAUCGGCCGUUCUCAACGCAAAGAUAUAUGCCAUUGGCUCGGAAAAUGAAUGCGAAGAUCUCAACAUUGUACUCCAAUACACUCCAGAAACCAAUCAAUGGCGUCGUGUUGCUCCCAUCCUCGGUAAUUCUUAUUAUACAAAUUCGGCUCUCGUCAUUGACAGAUUUAUUUAUUUUGUACCAUGGAAUUCAUUAAAUGUAAAUAGAUAUGAAUCUUGUUUAGAAAUUGAAGAAGAUUAA
Molecule: messenger RNA, 1704 nt
Organism: Cavenderia fasciculata
Lineage: Eukaryota; Evosea; Eumycetozoa; Acytosteliales; Cavenderiaceae
Product: Kelch repeat-containing protein
Exons: 2
Coding region: 1-1704 (567 amino acids)
Biological process (GO): protein homooligomerization
Molecular function (GO): protein binding
Source: RefSeq, a predicted model, not a curated record